Strongyloides ratti is the source of this 765-nucleotide messenger RNA. RefSeq names its product Astacin-like metalloendopeptidase. Gene Ontology annotation, biological process: proteolysis. Gene Ontology annotation, molecular function: metalloendopeptidase activity. The coding region runs from base 1 to 765 and encodes 254 amino acids. The record is from RefSeq and is a predicted model, not a curated record. The transcript has 2 exons. Lineage: Eukaryota; Metazoa; Nematoda; Chromadorea; Rhabditida; Strongyloididae.
AUGAAGUUUUUAUUUAGCAUAUUAUUUGCUCUUACUUGUGUUCCAUUCAUUUUUGGAGGUCUUACUAGUUUGAGAAUUCAACAAAACACUCGUGAUUCAAUGAGCGAAAAUUCAAAAAAAGCAUUUGAUAAACAUGCAAAAUCUAUGGCUGAAUUAAUUAAUUUAAGUAAUCAACUUAAUAAUGUACAAGUUUCAAGUGCAGAUGAUAAAAAAGAAAUUGAAAUAACACCAAGAGGAAAUCCAUCUUUGUAUCAAGGAGAUAUGCUUUUAACAGAACAACAAGCAUCUUAUUUAAUUGAUGAAGCAAAAUUAAAAAUAGAAGCAAAAAAAUCAAAUAAAACAGGAAGUGAUGUUGAUAAAGAAAUUGUUGAAAAACUUAAAAAAAAUAGAGCUUACAAAAAAGAUUCACGUUACAAAUGGAGUUUUCCAAUUCCAUACUUUAUUGAAGCUGGUGUUGAACAAACUGUUGUAGAUAAUGCUCUUAAAAAUAUUGCAAAAGAAACUUGUGUUACAUUUAAAAAAUCUGCUCCAUUUAAUAAUAAACCAGGUCUUAGAAUUUAUAAAGGACCAGGUUGUUGGUCAUGGAUAGGACCAANUGGAAUUGCUCUUGAAGUUAAAUUUAAUAAAGAUGUAACUAUUACUGGUCCAACAUUUUGUGGAUCUAUCCAAAAUAAACAAAUAACUGCUGAAGGAUCUCAAUUGCUUAUCCAUUAUGUUGGUACACGUCAAGAUCACUUUUUGGAACUUAAAUAUCGUUCAGUUUAA